CUCUCUUUCUUGUUUCCCCACUUCAGACAGGCAGAAUUGACAAGUCCUACCCAACAGUGUGUGGCCACACAGGACCAGUGCUGGACAUAGACUGGUGUCCUCAUAAUGACCAGGUCAUCGCCAGUGGCUCUGAGGACUGCACUGUCAUGGUGUGGCAGAUUCCCGAGAACGGACUCACCCUGUCCCUGACGGAACCGGUGGUAGUGUUAGAAGGCCAUUCCAAGAGAGUCGGCAUUGUGGCUUGGCAUCCGACGGCACGCAACGUGCUGCUCAGUGCAGGUUGUGAUAAUGCAAUCAUCAUCUGGAACGUGGGAACAGGUGAAGCCCUCAUAAACUUGGAUGACAUGCAUGCGGAUAUGAUUUACAAUGUGAGCUGGAAUCGCAAUGGCAGCCUAAUCUGUACAGCUUCCAAAGACAAAAAAGUUCGAAUUAUUGACCCCAGGAAACAAGAAAUUGUUGCUGAGAAAGAGAAAACCCACGAGGGAGCCCGGCCCAUGCGAGCCAUUUUCCUCGCCGAUGGAAACAUCUUCACGACUGGCUUCAGCCGCAUGAGCGAACGGCAGCUUGCCCUCUGGAAUCCAAAAAACAUGGAGGAGCCAAUAGCUCUUCAUGAGAUGGACACCAGCAAUGGGGUCCUGCUGCCAUUCUACGAUCCAGAUACCAACAUUAUUUACUUGUGUGGCAAGGGUGACAGCAGCAUUCGCUACUUUGAGAUCACAGAUGAAUCCCCUUACGUUCACUACCUCAACACCUUCAGCAGCAAAGAGCCGCAGAGGGGCAUGGGGUUCAUGCCAAAGAGGGGCCUCGAUGUGAACAAGUGUGAGAUUGCCAGGUUCUUCAAGCUUCACGAGAGGAAAUGUGAGCCCAUCAUCAUGACGGUUCCUCGAAAGUCGGACCUCUUCCAGGAUGACCUGUACCCUGAUACAGCUGGGCCAGAAGCAGCUCUGGAAGCAGAGGAGUGGUUUGAGGGGAAGAAUGCUGAUCCCCUUCUCAUUUCCUUGAAGCAUGGGUACAUUCCAGGCAAGAACAGGGAUCUCAAGGUGGUCAAGAAGAACAUACUGGACAACAAACCUGCCGCAAACAAGAAAAGUGAUCUCAUAAAUGCUCCAAAGAAAGCAGCUGAUGCCUCAAACACUCAAAACGAAGCCAAAUUGGAUGAGAUUUUGAAAGAGCUGAAAUCUAUAAAAGACACGAUCACCAACCAAGACGAGCGCAUUUCCAAGCUGGAGCAGCAGAUGGCAAAGAUCGCGGACUGAGCGGGGCGAGCGGUGCUGGCCCCAUCGCCAGCCCAGGCACAUUCCAGUUCCCCAGUUCGGCAAGCAGCAGCCUGCAGCAUUCCAGUACGAGCUUUCCUGUUCUAAAUUCACGUCAACGAGAGCUGAUGAUUAAAAGCCAAGCUUUUUAGUGAAAGAUUUUUUUUUUCCCUGAUGUUUUAAUGAAUUUAUGUGACUGUGUCAAGUCAAAAAGAAUAAGUGCUACUUUUACAGUCUUUUUUUUUUUUUUCAGAUGUUAUGAAUUCUUGAAAACAAAUUCAUUCUGACUUUCAAUGUUGUGCCCAAAUAUCUUUUUCUAGAUUUAGGGACCAAUGCCACAUUGUUCUUAACCAUUUUCUAAAGUUGCCAAAAAAAA
Messenger RNA from Cariama cristata (Red-legged seriema), 1629 nucleotides. Its product is annotated as coronin-1C. Gene Ontology annotation, molecular function: actin filament binding. The transcript has 9 exons. The annotation marks the transcript as partial. Gene Ontology annotation, biological process: neural crest cell migration; actin filament organization. NCBI's taxonomy places the organism in Eukaryota, Metazoa, Chordata, Aves, Cariamiformes, Cariamidae. The record is from RefSeq and is a predicted model, not a curated record.